GUUGUGACGCAAGGGUGACGCAGGCGUAACACCGGUUCUGCCGCUCCCGAGGCGCUCGAGCUGUCCCAGACGCGCUUCCAAGGAGCGGUAGCUAGGCCUGUGUUGCCAGGCCCGGGCUGCCCCCAGGCUUCUGCUGCCAGCUAUGGACGACUACGCGGUCCUGUCGGACGCUGAGUUGGCCGCCGUGCUGCGCCAGUACAACAUCCCGCACGGACCUGUUGUGGGCUCCACUCGCAAGCUCUAUGAAAAGAAAAUCUUCGAGUACGAGACCCAGAGGCGGAGGCUCUCGCCCUCGAACUCGAACUCGUCCACAUCCUCUUUCUCCUUUCGGUUCUCCGACUUAGAUUCAGCAUCGGUGGACUCGGAUAUGUACGAUCUGCCCAAGAAGGAGGACGCCUUACUUUACCAGAGCAAGGGCUAUAAUGAUGACUACUAUGAGGAGAGUUACCUGAGCACCAGAACUUACGGGGAACCUGAGUUCGGGGGCACAUCCAAGGGCUUCCGCCAGCACUCAGCUGCACUCUCAGAUGCUGACACCUUUCACCACCAGGUGCAUGAUGACGGUCUUUUCUCUUCUGAAGAGGAGGGCAAGGAUGGGGAACGCCCCAUGUAUGGCCGGGACAGUGCCUACCAGAACAUCGCGCACUACCGCCCAGUUUCCAACAUUUCCAGAAGCUCCCUGGGCCUGUCUUAUUAUCCCACAUCCUCCACCACUCCCGUGUCCUCGUCUUCAUCUUCUCCCCCAUCAUGGCUCACCCGCCGUGCCAUCCGGCCAGAAAAGCAGGCCCCUGGGGCUGGUCUGGGCCAGGACCGCCAGGUCCCACUCUGGGGCCAGCUGCUCCUUUUCCUGGGAUUUGCUGCCUUCCUGCUCUUAGUGUACUACUCCAUGCAGGCUGAGGAUAGCAACCCCUUCUGGACGGAGCCCUGAGGGUCGGUCUGGCUUCAUGGCCAGCUACUCUUGGAAGUUCUGGCCAAUUGCCUUAGCAGUGUUUGCUUGGGGAGGGGGUGGGUUUUUUUUUUCUGUGUUCUAGCUUAGGGGUGCUGGGCCUGGCCUGGGGUAGUGCUUGCUCCCCCUGCCUUGUCCUGCCAGGGAGGCAGCAGACCCAGGCCCUCCAUAGCAUCAUGGGCCUGGGUGGGCCUUCCUCUGGAGUCUCCUGACCCUGCUUGCCUCUGAUCCUUAGGACCACCCAGGAGGGGCAAGACCCUUCUGGAGAGGAGAACAUAGUUAUUGUCAUUGCAUGCCUCCUGUUCUUGUCAUCUUGUUGUGGGGAUUAACCAAAGGCCACCCUGAUUCUUGUUUUCCUGGACACACAAUAAAAAGACCAUUUAUUUUUAA
Phyllostomus discolor (pale spear-nosed bat) is the source of this 1336-nucleotide messenger RNA. It is a transcript of the gene EMD, whose product is annotated as emerin. The transcript has 6 exons. Lineage: Eukaryota; Metazoa; Chordata; Mammalia; Chiroptera; Phyllostomidae. Bases 143 to 928 code for a protein of 261 amino acids. The record is from RefSeq and is a predicted model, not a curated record. Gene Ontology annotation, cellular component: nuclear envelope.